Colletotrichum truncatum is the source of this 2289-nucleotide messenger RNA. RefSeq names its product Increased rDNA silencing protein 4. The record is from RefSeq and is a predicted model, not a curated record. Gene Ontology annotation, molecular function: protein binding. Lineage: Eukaryota; Fungi; Ascomycota; Sordariomycetes; Glomerellales; Glomerellaceae.
AUGAUGAUGAACAACCACCAUCCGGCCGGCGGUGCCUCUGACGCCGCCGCGGCGUUAAAGGGCGCCAACCUCGCCUUCAGCAAGACGAAACCCAAGCCUAUUCCUCCCCCGAAACCGACCACCGCUACUACUACUACGAAUGCUGUUCGAGGAGGCAACCCCAGCCUUGCCGCCGCCUCCAUCGCCGACCGCAGCCGCAGCACGAGCCCGAUUCACCACCAGCAUACAGGUACGAGCGUCGCCACGAGCAGUUUCGGCGGCGGAAGAGACGGCACGGCGGAUAUGAGGGACAGGUUAUCGUCGUUCCUCGCAUCUAGCCCGUCUACGUCUACAGCGUCACAUUUGUCACCUCACACGAGACUGGAUCCGAAGAGUCCGAGUUAUAUCGCUGCCGCGCUGGCCGCCUCGCGGAGCGCGUCUCCUACGCCGCAGCCCCCGUACGCGAGCCCCUCCGCGUUGACGCCCGCUCAGCUGAAUCAGCUACAGCAGAUGCAGCAGAGUGCCAGGGCUAGCGGGCGGAGGGGACGCAGGGGUAGCUCUGAAGAGGAGGAGGAUAGUGUGAGCGGCAGAUCGGGUAUGCCUGAUACCACGUCUAUACCGGGCACAGGUCAUUUGAUUAGCAUGUUUGAGAGGGAUGACAACGUCGAUCCUGUCAAGAGGAGCGGUGGGGAUGUGCCCAGGGCAAAUACCAAAGCGAGGGGGAGACCUGGGUUGAGGUCGCCGACGCCCGAGAGGGAGAUGAGCCCUGCUCGAGCCAAGGCUGCGAGGAUGGGCAUUGAGGAAAAGGAGAAGCCUGUGAUUAAACCGAGACCGAUCACGCCUACGCCGGUGGAGAAAAAGUCGGAAGAUGUAGUCACGCCGCGGGUUAAGAAACCUGUUCCGAAGCCUACGAAGCCCAGGCCGAUUACGCCGGCGGCUGUUGAGCCGAAGAAUGGAGAUUUGGGGCCGCCUCAAGUGGACAAACCCGCGCCGAAGCCCGCAAAGCCGCCUUUGUCGCCGGCUAAGAAGCCGGUUCACAAGAGGGUAGAAUCGGAGCAGGCGCCGCAGACGAAGAAACAGGAUCGCGAGGGGCCGGCACUGCAGCCUGCUCCCGUCAUCUCCGAGAAAAGGUCAAUGAAGCAUCUCGCGUCGGUGCCCAUCACGCAGACCGAGGUCUCACAGUCCAAGAUCCCUCCCGCUGCCCCCGAACCGCGGAGGUCACGGCCAAAGGUGCAACAGGCCCCGAGCUCACCGCCUGUGGUCCGCCGGGUCCAGACUGAGGUUGUUUCCCCUCAGCCGAAACGACCCGGCUCCAAGGCCAAGAUCCGGCCGCCGACGCCCCCGCAGCCCCGGGGAACCGCUAGUAAAGCCAGGGAAUCGGAAGCUCCGCCAUUAACGAAGCCUAAAAGCAUGGCAUCGGUUUACGGCCAGGCCCCACUGCAAGAACCAUUCUUGCCGCGUCCCGAGUCUGAACCCCGGCCCUCCACUUCCGAUACAAGCUCGUCUAACGACACCUUUGUGUCGGCAUCAUCCGGUCUCACCGCUGUCCCUGACCCGAUCCCGAUUAAACAGCCUUCUCGCCAGACUCAUUCGUCGCUCAGCACACCCAGUCGGUCAUCCUUGAACAGCUCCCCCACCCGAAACACCCCGCGGCGCACCCCGGCGUCCUCAUCCACGAGUCUGCCGCUCAAUUCCCUCUCCAACGCAAUCAUGGCGGGCUCCCUCGCCGCGACACGCCUCACGCCCUCGAACACGGGCAACUCGGCGCUAUCUCCGCCCCCGCUCCCCAACCGCACGAAAUCCCCGCGGUUGCGCCAGACGCUCCGCCGUCCGCCGUCGAAAUCCGACGACGAAGACGAGAUUCGCAAAAAGAAGCACCAGCGCGCGAGCAACAAGCACUCACACGCCGAAGGUGCGCGCAAGCGCUGGCGCGACGAAAUUACGCUCCGUGAGCGGCGCCGCUACGAGGCGGUCUGGGCGAGCAAUCGCGGAGUCCUGCUCCCUUCGUUUGCGCCGCAGGCCAUGCAGAACGGGACAUCGCCGCCGGCGGCGGACGCCGUAGACUGCGUUGUCAAUAUCGUUGCGCGCGAGAUCUGGCGUCGGUCACGGUUGCCGCAGGAGGAGCUCGCUGAAGUUUGGGAUUUGGUUGAUCGCGGACAUAGGGGGAUGCUGAACAAGCAGGAGUUUGUGGUUGGCAUGUGGCUUAUCGACCAGCGCCUGAGGGGGAGGAAGAUACCGACGAGGGUGAGCGCCAGCGUGUGGGAUUCCGCGCAGGGGGUCAAGGUGCUUUCGCCCAAGGCCAAGAAGUGA